Lethenteron reissneri (Far Eastern brook lamprey) is the source of this 7572-nucleotide messenger RNA. It is a transcript of the gene ZMYND11, whose product is annotated as zinc finger MYND-type containing 11. Gene Ontology annotation, molecular function: transcription corepressor activity; DNA binding. Gene Ontology annotation, biological process: regulation of transcription elongation by RNA polymerase II; regulation of signal transduction. The record is from RefSeq and is a predicted model, not a curated record. Gene Ontology annotation, cellular component: nucleus. Lineage: Eukaryota; Metazoa; Chordata; Hyperoartia; Petromyzontiformes; Petromyzontidae.
CGCGGUUCAAGCGGCCACCGUCCACCGUCCACGUCACGGCGCCUCGGUGAUGUCACGGCCGCGUUUAAAAACACGACGACGACGCCGAGACGCGGGCAGGCGGGCGGGCGCGCGAGCCGCCCCGAGCCGCCUCGAGGGAAACACGCGCGGCCCACGGCAGCGGGCGAGACCGCAUCGUCGCCCCGAGCCGAGUGCGGACGACGCGACGCAGAGGAGGAGGAGCAGUAGCCCGUGUGCCUCGCCUGCUCAGGGCGGCAGCAUGGUGCAGCUGAGCAAGCGGCGGCAGUCGGACCCUCAGGUCGUCCAGCAACUAUGGAAGGCCAUCGAGGUGAUUCGCAACCAGAAGCAGAUCGCCAACCUCGACAGAAUCUCCAAGUACGUGUUGGCGUGCGCUGCUGUGCCGAUGGGGUUGGGUUUCCUCGUCUCCAGAUCCACCGUUGGGCAUUCAUCACAAACAAAAGCAAGCACAUCAGCGUUCUACGUGGAACAACAGGAGAGCGAGUCGAGGAUGGCCAGUGGAUGGGGCCGUGCUGCCGGCCGAGGGUUAGAAGGCUUCGACACUCCAGGCGGGCACAAGGCCAGGCACGUGGCACGCAUUUACAGCAUGCAUCCCAAGGAGACGUCUCGUCAGCUGGGACUGGCUGUGAAGGAUGGCCUGAUCGUGGAGACGAUGACUGUCGGCUGUAAGGGCUCCAAGCUGGGCAUUGAGCAGGAAGGAUAUUGGCUUCCUGGGGAGGAUAAUCCCGAAGAGGAGGAGACGAGCGACUGGUACUGCUUUGAGUGCCACCAAGCUGGCGAGGUGCUUGCGUGCGAGAGCUGCUUCCGCGUGUAUCACCCGCGCUGCGUCCCGAGCGAGAUGGUGCCCGGCGAUGCCGACACGCGCUGGGCCUGCCCCAUCUGCCAGAGUUUCAAGCAGCGGAAUUGGCCCAAACAGGAGCUCUGCACUUAUCUCAAGUUUGUGGUACAGCGCAUGAAGGAGAAGUCCUCAGACAUCCACCAGAAGUCCCCAGACAUUUACAAGAAGGUGAACGCCACAGGCCACCCGCUGUACAGGCGGCUUGUGCACACGCCGAUGGACCUGUGCUCCAUUCAGAAGAAUGUGGAGUUAUGCAAGUAUCGGACGGUGGAUGAGUUCCUGAGUCAUGCACAGCUCUUGCUGCAUAACGCCGUGCUCUUCUUUGGAGAAAUAAGUCCUCAGGCUGAAGUGUCCAAAAUUCUCUACCGGGACACAAAGCAUGAGGUGGAUGAGCUGCUGCUGUGCAAGACCUGUUUUUAUAUGUCCAAUGCCCGGCCGGAGAACUGGUUCUGCUACCCAUGCAAUCCGCCGCACAAGCUUGUGUGGGCGCGCAUGAAAGGCUACGGCUGCUGGCCGGCCAAGGUGAUGCAGCAUGUCGACGACCGGGUUGAUGUGCGCUUCUUUGGGCACAACCACCAGCGGGCGUGGAUCCAGGAGGAGUUCGUGCGCGACAUCUCGGCCGGCAUACAUGAGCUCGUGAUCAAGCGCAGUUCCGGCUGGAGCAAAGCGCGCGCGGAGCUGGAGCGGUACCAGGAGUUUGUGCGCGGCGGCAAGGUGUGGAAGCUGGGCGAUGGCGAGCAGCGCUCCUCCGACGACGUGGAAGUUGGCAUCUCCUCAUCCUCCAUUCCCUCCAUCUCGUCCACCAGCUCUGAGCAGUGCUCCAAGCUAAGGUGUAAAGUCAUGCUGUACAACCUGUCUUGCAUUCAGGCAAGGCUGCAGCAUGAACCUAAAGCUAAGAAGCCAAAACUUGCCAAGUAUGACUCCAACUGCAAAGAGCGCCCCUGCGCGCCGCGUCAGAAGUGUGAGGAGGCGGAGGUGGAGAUGGAGUGCGUGAGCUCCAGCCAGGAGGUGCCACAGGCCGCGCCUCCCAUUGAACGCCUCUCGGUGGGCACGCAGACGCGUAGGGCCGGUAGCAGCGGCGGCACCAAGACGCUGCACCGCGGCACGCAGACCAGCUCGGACUCGCCCUGCCACAACAUGUGCCAUGAGAAGUACAGCAAGAUCUUUAACGAGUUCAAGGAGCGCAUGGAGGGCGACCACAAGCGUGACACCGAGCGGCUCGUCCGGGAGGCCCUCGAGAAGCUGCGCAGUGAGCUGGAUGAGGACAAACGGGCAGCGGUGACCAAGGCUGUGGCGAACCUGCAGGCGGAGAUGGACAAGAAGUGCAAGCAGGUGAAGGAGAAGUGUAAGGAGGAGUUUUUGGAGGAGAUUAAGAAGCUGGCCACGCAGCACAAGCAGAUGAUUUCGCACACCAAGAAGAAGCAGUGGUGCUACAACUGUGAGGAGGAGGCCAUGUACCACUGCUGCUGGAACACGUCAUAUUGCUCCAUCAAAUGCCAGCAGGAGCACUGGCACUCAGAACACAAACGCACUUGCCGUCGCAAACGUAGAGACUAAACUAGCCAAACAGGAGCCUCUCCAUUGCUCAUGCCACCAUUCCCUUACCCAUGUUUUAAUAAUCACAACUUGGGUGGAGGCUUUUCCAAACAAAUAUACCUUCCUUAAAAAUAUUUAAACUGCACCCACACCAACAUUCAUCCUUGACAAAUACACAUUUUAAAAAAAUAGUCUUGUAAGACCUCCUAAGAACUAAAUAUCCAUAAGGGAUGAUUUUGGGGGUUUCGUUUUUAUUCAAUUUUAAGGAGUUUAAAGGAGCUAAACAGUGAGUUUUAGUACACACGUUAAACUCGGUUUUCAUAGUUGGUCAUGGACACUCUCCGAUUGGAUGCAAUUGAACACUGUCAUGGGAACCAACUGAAUAUUCAAUUAAUUAUGAAUUAUGAUUUUAGUUCCAGUAGGGGCUCUUCAGAGGGGGGGGGGGGAGCCUCGAUUGCAUCAAAUGACCUCUGCUACCAUUUCCUCAGUGAUAUGUAUAACCAAACCAAGUCAGAGAGGGGCAGGUAACAAAUACUGCAUCUGUGAGUAAAAUACGGUCUAACAGGACCGAAUCAACGAAUAACAAUGGCAAACACAACCCAGGAAUUAAAAGCACAACUGUGCAAUUAACUAACCGAUUCUCACACAUGCAAACUCAUUAUCCUAAUUUUUCAAGAAUUAGCCUUUUUACUGGGAUGGAGGGACGGAUGCAGAGUGUAUCAUAACAAACUAUAAAAAAACUGGGUUUCUCUUCAUAUUUUGGUCACAAACACAAGCUGAUGGGUUACAAUUGAAUCAUUACCAUUGAGUUCCCUGACUGCUUUUUCACUGGAAUAGUGUUCCAAUGUCUGUGUUCGAAACAUAUACUGGUGACCAGUCAUGAAAACCAGAUUUUAUGCAAGUACUAAAAUCGCUUUUUCUUGGGUUCCUGUUCAAUCAUAACCAACGUAUGAAGAAUUUAAACUAAUCUAAUAACAAGUGGGAUUAUAUAAUUUGAUUUUAUUGAAAGGGCACAUUUUGCUCUUUGCAAACUGAUUUUAUUUUGAAAGCCAAAGGGAAUUUUAUAUCAGUGCUUCAGAUAAAGGUUAUGUUCCAUUUUAUUCCACUGAAUUUAGUUUUUUUUUGACCCACAGCUUAAAAUUAAUUGCAUUACAGAUUCCAUAGAUGGAGCAAAAAUAUCGUUCCAAAGCACAGCACACUGCAUAACACCUUGGCUUUUUAAAAAAAUAUUUAAAAUUAAACAAAAAAUGUGUUUUAUAUUUCAUAUCCCCCCCCCCCCCCCCGCAUCUUAUGGAUUUAGGGUUGGGAUGAUAUCACUGCUCCUAGUGCAUAUACAGUCUGUCAACCAGAAUUUUGGGUUGGAAAAGUAAAUCUGUGAAAUGCACUUUUGCUGGGCCCUAUUUAAUGUCUUUAUCCUUUUCGCACUUAGUUUUGAUAUGAACAUCAUUCUCUUGUGUUCCACCAGCCUGUCCGAUGAUAAGACUUUUAUUUUUUUGCCUAUGUGCAUUCCCAACUUGCAAUGAUGAAACGCUUAAUCAAGCACACAAUUGUGGCAAUUUCUCGAUUGACCAAAAGACUUUACUGCGUCAACUAGGUUUUUUAAUCGAUUAUUUUCUUUCGAUAAUCGUUUUCAGAAUCAUGGAUUGCAAAUUUUUGAAUCAAUCAUCAAUUUGUUCCAUUUUUAGUAACGAUUUUAUCGAUUUGGUGCACGUGAGCAUUUAAACUGCACGGUGCGUUCAAAUGCGGUUGGCCACGGCCAGCAAUCAGCUGCAGGGUUCUCAUAAGUCUCUCUGGGGUACAGAUGUGUGGCAAUCCGAAAAUCAAUAUUUUAUUACAAUCUUUUAUGUGCAUGCAUAAUGUGCAUGCAAUUAUCCAUAAUGCUCAGAAACCGAAACAACCUUAGGGAGAACCCACUAGGAUUUCAAGUCUCUUCUUUGGGGUUCUCUGUAUUCAACAAGUGAUAUCACUACACUGUGAUACAGGCUUAACAUUCAAAGCUAAUAGUAAAUAACAAGUAGAAAACGAAAUUGUAGUGAACCAAAAGUAAGCCAGUCCUGUUCUUGAGGGUUUAUUUGUGCACAAACAAGGUUAUUUUUGGUGGUACGGCAGAGUAAUGCUAUCACUGCGUGAUUUAACAAAAAAAUAUUGAUUAAACGAUUGGGAGCCAGAGCUAUUUUGUUGGACACUUACCAGCAUUGCUUGUAUGUGCAGUAGACAAGCCAAUGACGCAUUUCAUGAAGGUGAUAGGCCAGCAUUCUGAUGCCAUGACUUUGUAAUACUACAAAAAAAUACAGUCACGUGCUCUGGUGAAGUUAUCCCUUGUGUAAAGUUUUAACCAAGUUUUAUAUACAUUUUAUAGCAACCUGUUUCAAUAUUUGACAUCUGUACAUAUAAAUGUGUUAAGUCAGUUUUGUGUCCAGAUCUCUGAAGUGAAUACAUUUGCAUGGGUGAUGGUCCCUUUAGUAUUAAGUGUGAAUAUAUGUGUAUUAUAUUGAACUCCUAUGUUUAAUAUUUUUCACCAGCAGUGCUUUAACAUAUGUCUAUUACUAAUAUGUAUCUUUUUCCUUUUUUUUAUUUUAACCUUUACAUGCUCAGCUUUGUUUUUAACAUUUAUUGCACUAUGCAUAGACAUUUGAGCCUCAGGCAUAAUUGAUUAACUUGUCUUGAAUAGAUUAAUGCUCCAAAAGGUGACUAAUUUAGCGGCUGCCACGCCACUCGAGUUUGACAAUCUUUGGCCUUCCCAUGCCAGUGCCUCCUCAACACUUGACAGGUGGGAGCUCACCCCUCCCCAUAGGAGGGGUGGUGACCCCCUCACCUCUGGUCCAGAGGGGGAGGGACAGGAGUUCCCGUACCUCUGAUCACACACCCCCAGGCAUCCAUUUUCCAUUGUCUUUAGUUGUAUAGUUGUAUGGGCUGGUGCCCAGAGUUCUGAUUAGCUUCCGUGCAUUUAGUGUAGUUGGUUGGCGUUAGUACCAGGAAAAGUUGUCUUGGGACAGGUAGCCUCUUCCCAAGGGGAAUGCGGAUUUUAUCUGCAGCAUGCUGGCCAUACUGGACAAGUCGAGGACUGCCGGCAGAUGGAAUUGGCUGGGCAUUGUGUAUGCUGGUCUGCAAGAUAUGGCCGCACAUGUGGUUAGGUGAGGAGAGACGUGGUGGAAGCUGCUGACAAAAAGGACAAAGGGAAAAAGCCAACACUGCAGGAUGAGACCUUUUUAUACUCAGGACAAGAUGGCCAAGAUGUUUUUUGGAGGCCACCACGCUGAUAGCCAGCCACGACCUUUGUGGAGGUCAAGGCUCCAUAUGCAGGCCUCUUAGUGGCGCCUCUAGUGGCAGUGGGAUCUUGUCAGCAGUUGUAUGGACCAGUUAAUAGCUCUCCCUAAUCCAAAGCUUCACGGGACCUCCACGAGUUAACCUGGGGGGGAAAUUACUGUGUGCGAAAGCCUUUAAGUUUCUUGGAAUAUGGUUGGUAAAGACCGAUGCCAGCCUUGUUGGCUGUUCCACCAGGAUAGCUCCGUUCCACCAAAAAGUCACACGUGUUGGAAUUGACCAGAGGUGAGGGGGGGCCCCCACCUACCAAAUGCUUUUAUAUAUUCCCAAGGUUUUGGCGCUGGCACGGGAAGGAGUUUUAAAGAUGAUCAACCCGGUAUGGGGUGGCGGCCACCUGUUAAAACCCGGGCUUAACGUGAGUACUGAAGCCCUGUAUAUAAAUUAAGCUUUCAGCUGCUGUGCUUUAGGAAGAGGGACCACAGAGCGAGUGUAUGGGCUUAAGGGCACCAACAUCAAAAUCGCCUCUUACCAUUGCAAUCUGCUUUUAAUAAUCUUGACGUGAUGACGGGUAUCAUCCCAACCCUGUUUUUAAAUAUAAAACUUAGUUAACCUUACUAAUGGCUCAAAUGCUCUGAUAAGACUCCUUACCACUCUUGUUUAAGCAGCAACUUGCUUCCCUUGUCUGAAAAUGAGCAGCGACUGAUUAUUUCGCACACGUGAAAUAACGUUGAUGAACAGCAGCAGAGGCAUUCCUGCAGCUUUUGUUUUAUUGUACGAACGCAUGUAUAUAAUUACUGUAUAUUCAAAUAUGCUAUUGGGCACGCCGCGAGAUAAACUACUUCGCAGGGCAUGAUUUUGCCGACUGCAGAUUUUCCCUGCACCUGUGUUAAAGGUUUUGAGAAAGAUGUGCAAGUGUUGGUGAUGAGCCGCAGUGGCCCACACGUGUAGGGUUGUGGGUGUGAAUAGAUCAUAACGGUGCCACGGAGUGUUCAGACUUUGUGAUGAGCAUUAACUUGGGUUGCCCUUUAAUGCUGCCCAGGGAUGAUGAGGUCAUCUGACAGGCAUUGCCCCCCCCCCCCUUUUGACGUGAGAACUUGUAAAAUAUCUGCUGCCGUUUUGGCCCAGAGAAAGGCACGCUUGUAACAACUACAAUUACACCUAUAACAGUUUUAAUGAUCCUAAAUGUAUCAAUGCCAUUGUGGAGAAAUAUUUUCUUUUAUAGUGUUUGUUUUUUUGUAAUGCUUACAAUGAAAGCAAAGUUGGUCGUGGCACCUGGGUAGAUUGGUGUUCCUUGGUUUUGCUUGAUUAAAUAACUCGUUUUCACAAGCAUGGUCCUCAGGUUGUCGCCCAUGACAAUAAAAACAAUACAACAAUUUUACACCAUGCAAAAGGACGUGUGAUAUUUUUUUGUACUUUACCACCAAAUAGAGCUUACUGCGGAGCUCUAGUGAAAACAAACUUUUAUUCACAUUACCCUCCGAACCAUUCCUCAUUCACUGCCUCCAAACCGUCCUGAAUGGAGAGUGUAUAAGUUAAUGUAUUUUCUUGCUUUUAUUUUAACACCAUCGUAUGUUAUUUUGGAGUAAAAAAACAUUUAACCCAGCUUUGUAAAUGCUAUGUAUUGAUAAACUUCCAGCUGUAUUUAAUAAAAGCUUUAUCGUGCGAUUGCAAUAUUUUCGCUCCAUAAAGCAGAUAAGUGUGUGAUGUGCGCAUCUGAGCUACCCCAUCGUAGUUGUGUCGUAAGGCAUGCGUUCAUCAGUCCUCUGCCCUUUCCUGCCAGUCGCGGUAGGAAGGUUCAACAUUUUAAGGAGAAAGCUUCGCAAGUGUAAGAUAAAUGUACCUGCUUUUGCUCCACUGGUUUGUUUUUCAAUUAAGCCAAGUUGAUUGCACUUCCCAAUAAAGGUCGCUUGUUUUUG